UUCAGUGUGGCUUUAGCUACGAGUCCUUUAUAUAAAGGACUGCACUUUGCUGCAGAUUUCUGUGUCUACAGACCAAAAGUCACCAUUGGUCUGUGACCACCGGCUUGAAGAUAAAUUAUAACUUUUUUUUGUUUGCCUCCUGUCAUUCCUUUUUCCUUAUUUUUGUACAAAUCCUGGUUUGUCACAGUGCCUGUCUCAUUUUUAAUCCAGGCGACUUCCUGAAGAGUGCAGCAUGACAGAGCUCCACGAAGCCGUGGCUGUGGGGGACUAUGACCUGGUGAAAAAGAUUCUGAGGGCAGGGCACUGUGACCCGAACCAGAAGGAUGUUGACUGGCAUGACAGGACCCCCCUGCACUGGGCUGCUGCCAAAGGGCGGUCAGACCUGGUCAGGCUCCUGGUGGAUCACGGCGCCCGGCACUGCCUGCGCAGCGACGUGGGCUGGACCGCGGCUCACUUCGCUGCCGAGGCGGGCAAGCUGCGGGUGCUCCGCGCCCUUCACUCCCUGCACGCUGCCAUGGACGCCGCCGACCUCUUCGGAGACACUCCCCGGAGGCUCGCGGAGAUCUAUGGACACCGGGAGUGCUCCAAGUUCUUGGAAAAAGCAGAGGUGGAGAGCAGGAACUACCGCAGGAAGGCUGCACUGAGAAAAAUCCCCUUAGACCAGAGAGAUGAAGACUGGGAACUCAAGAAAGAAGAGCUUCAGAGAAACCCACCAUGUUUUUGGGAGAAGUGUACGGUCUCUAUUCAAAAGAAAAAUGGGAAAAAAAAGGGGAAGCAGUAGUGUGCCCUGCCUGUUUGGUGCCUCUGAGCACUUGCAAUGCAGAGCAAAGGCGCUGGCAGACCUCAUAUGGAUGGGAGAUGCACAUGGCUACAAGGAUGCAUCCGUAGAGAUAUACUGUAAACAAUGUCCUUAACAGCUAGAAGUGCUUUUGUCUUCCUCUGUGUUUCUAUGUAUCAGAUGUCAUAUUAAUAAAAGAACAAUUGCAAAAUAUGUUUAAAUAUACCAAUACUCUAAA
This is a messenger RNA of Corvus hawaiiensis (hawaiian crow), 1016 nucleotides long. It is a transcript of the gene ANKRD66, whose product is annotated as ankyrin repeat domain 66. Lineage: Eukaryota; Metazoa; Chordata; Aves; Passeriformes; Corvidae. The coding region runs from base 233 to 781 and encodes 182 amino acids. The transcript is spliced from 4 exons. Gene Ontology annotation, molecular function: protein binding. The record is from RefSeq and is a predicted model, not a curated record.